UGUGGUUCACAGCGUGUUGUAUAGUGUGGUGCGUAAUGGGAUGGAUGAUGUGGUGCAUGGUGGUGGUGGUGCGAUGUAUAUGUCUGGUGUAAUGCGCAAUGUGGUUCGCGGCGUGUUGUAUGGUGUGGUGCGCGGUGGGAUGGAUGAUGUGGUGUACAGUGGUGGUGUGAUGUAUAUGUCUGGUGUGAUGCGCGGUGUAGUUCGCAGCGUGUUGUAUGGUGUGGUGCACAGUGGUAGUGUGAUGUAUAUGUCUGGUGUAAUGCGUAGUGUAGUUCGCAGCGUGUUGUAUGGUGUGGUGUGUGGUGGGAUGGUUGGUGUGGUGCACAGUGGUGGUGUGAUGUAUAUGUCUGGUGUGAUGCGCAGUGUGGUUCGCGACGUGUUGUAUGGUGUGGUGCGUGGUGGGAUGGGUGGUGUGGUGCAUGGCGUGAUGUAUGGUGUG
Molecule: messenger RNA, 439 nt
Organism: Dentiscutata erythropus
Lineage: Eukaryota; Fungi; Glomeromycota; Glomeromycetes; Diversisporales; Gigasporaceae
Source: the annotation of a GenBank genome assembly